AUGAUGCCAAGUACAGAUUUCAUCGGCUCUACGCCAGCUGAAGAUCAAGUUUUUGACAAUACACAAAUUACGACAAAAGCCAUUUUAAAUACUCAACAUCAGAAACUAUCAAAGAUAAAAUCAUUACGAAAAGAAAUUAAACGUAGGUUAAUACAGUUUCCAAUAAUUUGUCAACAAUGGCGCUCAGCUUCACUCAAUUAUAUUGAGGUCGCUCUAAAAGCUGUUGAUGGCUCACCUCAUCUUUAUCAUAUCGAUAACAAACUCUGUAAGCUUAACUCAAUUACUGGGCAACAUGAUCUCAUUGUGAAGGACGAAGAAAAAAAUCUAUUGUACUAUCAAGUGACAGAAGAAGAUUAUGCCAAAGGUUACAAAACGUUCCAAGUAGAAUUAAUGAAACUACUUCAAAAAGAUCAGAUUACAAAGGAUGUUAUAAGGCAGAGACAAUUAGACAAAUCUCGUUUAGCAUUUACACGAUGUUAUAUUGAUCAAUUUGGUCAACGUGUACGUGAUCAAAACACAACAGUGUUGAGCAAUGUAAUGGCGGAAGCUUACGGAGCUGUUGAUGUCGUUGUUUAUGGUCCAACAUAUGGCAAAUAUCAAGGCGGAGAAUUAAUAUUUAUUUUACUCAAAGGAAGAGUACUCAGACAAGGUUUAACGAUAGUUUUCACGGAAAAUCGUACCGGAUGGUACUGUCCAAUUCAACGUUUUGAAAAAAAUGGCAAUUGCAUAUAUUUCAAUGCACCGGCGUAUUAUCAACUAUUGGGAACGGCCAAAGUAAACAUUGUUGUUUCUUAUCAAGGUGUAGAAGUUGAGCAGUUGCCGUAUACGUAUGAUCAAACACUUGACGCUCCAUUUGUCAAUAUGAAUACCAUCCAAGAUCAUCGUUCUACUUUAAUGUUUGAAGCAAGUAACUUGGACGUGACUGCUGGUUACUCUUGCAGAAAAUCAACUAAUAAGCGAACAAAACGUUUGGCUGGACAAAGAGAAUCAAAGUACAAUAUUUGA
This is a messenger RNA of Didymodactylos carnosus, 1005 nucleotides long. NCBI's taxonomy places the organism in Eukaryota, Metazoa, Rotifera, Eurotatoria, Philodinida, Philodinidae. The record is from the annotation of a GenBank genome assembly.